Molecule: messenger RNA, 1537 nt
Organism: Neurospora hispaniola
Lineage: Eukaryota; Fungi; Ascomycota; Sordariomycetes; Sordariales; Sordariaceae
Exons: 1
Coding region: 78-1076 (332 amino acids)
Source: RefSeq, a predicted model, not a curated record
AACCACCACUGCAACAACCAAAGCUAACAACAAAGUAACCACAUCUAACAACCAACAACUACCAAAACAUCAACAAAAUGACUACUUGCGUCGCUACUCAGACUUUCACCCACGUCUCUCCCAAGGCGUACCAUCCGGAGUCGGACUACACCACCUCCACCGAGCCCGGCAAGCCUCGUCCCGGCAGCCCCGGUCCCAACAAGCCCGACAACUGUGGCUUCGAGUCCGGCCCCUUGAAGAGGGAUGAUCCUAUUCCUCGCCCUCAGACCCCCUUGGUCCUGGUCCCCAACUCUGACGGUGAGGGCGAUUCUAAGCCCGCUCCUCGACCCCCCACCCCUCACCCCAAUGGUGAUCACCUCGAGUUGGACCCCAUCCCCCGCCCGCAGACCCCUCUAGUCCCGGUGCCCAAUAGCGAUGACAUGCCCGUUCCUCGCCCACAGACUCCUUUGGUCCCGGUUACCUCUGAUGACUCUGACGAUGAAUGCAUCGACGAAGAGAUGCCCGUUCCUCGUCCUCAGACUCCCCUAGUCCCUGUCACCAGCGACGAUUCCGAUGACGAGUGCCUCGACGAAGAGAUGCCGGUCCCUCGUCCCCAGACUCCCUUGGUCCCGGUUACCUCUGAUGACUCUGACGAUGAAUGCAUCGACGAAGAGAUGCCGGUCCCUCGUCCCCAGACACCCUUGGUGCCUGUUACUUCUGACGACUCGGAUGACGAGUGCCUCGACGAAGAGAUGCCGGUCCCUCGUCCCCAAACGCCUUUGGUCCCCGUCACUUCCGACGAUUCCGACGAUGAAUGCCUCGAUGACGACCCUAUUCCCCGUCCCCAAACCCCUCUCGUCCCUGUUCCCAACUCCGACGGUGAGGGUGACUCCAAGCCCGCUCCCCGCCCUCCUACUCCCCACCCCAACGGCGAUGAUGAGAUGCCGGUCCCUCGCCCUCAGACUCCUCUAGUUCCGGUCACCAGCGACGAUUCCGAUGAUGAGUGCAUCGAUGACAUUGAUCCCAUUCCUCGUCCUCAGACGCCCAUGGUGCCUAAGCCUAAUGCUGAGAUGAUUAGGCCGGUUGCUUGCUGCUAAGUUUAUGGCUGAUGCCUGAGACGAGUUUGGAAGGAUAGGAUUCAAGAGGAGGAAGUGUUUGUAUUUGGAAGUUGAAUGAAAGAAUGGACGCUGGAAUGAUUGGUUGGUUCACUUGAACAUGGAAGGAAUACAUUGGAAGGAUUGAUGGAGCUCGAUUUGGUGACAGAAGAGUUCGGCAGUUGAUAGGAUUUGCAAUGGAUUUCAAUCAGUGUGAUAUAAAGAAAAAAAAGCCGGAUUUCCGCAGUGAGACAGUAUAGAAACGCGUGUGUCGCAGAAUAAAAUCAUUGAUUUCUCAACGUUGGUCACGCGCGAUGUGAUAGAUGUUUCCGAGUGCGUGAAGCACUGAUAAACUGAAGCGGAUCUGACAUUGCGAUUUGCGUGGUGACUGGGACAGAUUGACAACUCUUGACUGGUGGUGAGCGUUUGAUGGAAAGGGAAGCAUGAAAGUGAGCGAAGUGACU